Lactuca saligna is the source of this 917-nucleotide messenger RNA. The record is from the annotation of a GenBank genome assembly. NCBI's taxonomy places the organism in Eukaryota, Viridiplantae, Streptophyta, Magnoliopsida, Asterales, Asteraceae.
GAAUCUCGUUCCAAGCUUAAACUUAAACCCUUUUAGCAUAGCUACUCUCUUUUACGAGCCUUCAACAAGAACCAUGCUUUCAUUUGAGUCAGCAAUGAAGCGUAUAGGUGGCGAAGUUUUAACAACAUAAAAUGCACGCGUAUUCUCUUCUGCUGCAAAGGGAGAAACACUUUAAGCAUCCUUCUCAGGCUCUUCUUGAUGUGUACACCAUUGAAAGAGAGAUAGGAAAGCUGGAUGGAAUCAAAGUCGCACUUGUUGGGGAUCUUGCAAAUGGGCGAACAGUUCGCUCUCUUGCAUAUCUUUUAGCCAAAUACAAUGAUGUCAAGAUCUACUUUGUCUCUCCGGAAGUUGUAAAGAUGAAGGAGGACAUCAAAGAGUACUCAACAUUAAAGGGAGUUGAAUGGGAAGAAAGUGCUGAUUUGAAGGAAGUGGCAUCGAAAUGUGAUGUGGUGUAUCAAACUCACAUCCAGAAGGAACAUUUUGGAGAGAGAAGCGAUCUUUAUGAGGAAGCCGUGGGAAAUACAUUAUUGAUAGAGAUGUAUUGGGUGUCAUGUAGAAACAUGCCAUUGUCAUGCAUCCUCUCCCUAGGCUUGAUGAGUUUGGGUUGUUUGAUGAGACUUGAGUGUUUGUUGACUGCAGAUUCUGAUUCUAGCAGUGCUUCUGAAAAGGAGAAAAAGAGACCUGGAGAAGCCAAGGCAGCUGAAGAUGCUCGGAGGCGAGUGGAGGCGGAAGCUACUGCAGAAGCAAAACGGAAAAGAGACCUGGAAAGGGAAGCAGCCAGACAAGCAUUAUUGAAGACGGUUGAGAUCGAUGAGGCGUCUUGGUUUCUGAAAGACUUGGAAAUGCUAAGGGCUGCAGAGCCAGACCAGAUCCUACCGACCUGCUUAGAUGAGAUAAGCCCUGGACCUGACAAAUAA